Copidosoma floridanum is the source of this 1896-nucleotide messenger RNA. RefSeq lists its product as uncharacterized. The record is from RefSeq and is a predicted model, not a curated record. Lineage: Eukaryota; Metazoa; Arthropoda; Insecta; Hymenoptera; Encyrtidae.
AUGAUUAAAUUAAAUGACGUAGAGAUACCACUGUUGAAGCCGGAGUGUUUUAGGAUACCUGCAAGAUCGAAACAAAUUAUUCAUGCGCGAGUAAAAAAGAGUGAAAAUAAUGCAGAAAAUGGCUGGAUACCCCUUCAAGGGAUGGAAGAAGGAAUAUUAUUUGGAAACUUCAUAGCCAAAAAUAUCAACGGAAAAAUAGUCGCAGAAUGCAUUAACACGAGUGACGAGAUAGAAUGCGUGCCCAUUCCGGAAGUAGAGCUGCUAGAUAACGAAGAAAUUUAUCAGAAGCACUUAGAAGACGUUGAAGGAGAUAAUAUCGAAAGCUUGGGGGAAGCGGUAAUAGGGUUAUUUAACGAAGGAAUAGGUGAUAAUGAAGAAAAAACAAAAAAUGUUACGAAAGACGAUGAAGAGUUAGAGAAACAAAAACGGAGCGACAUCUUAGAUAAUCUAGCAUCAGCACGGUACAUCACAGUAGUGGACCUCAAAUCGGGAUUCUUUCAAGUAAAAAUACACGAAGAUGAUGGACAUAAAACGGCAUUUUCAGGAUUACAAGGCCAUCAAAUAGAAGUGUAUUUUGAUGACAUAAUGGUCUUUGCCCCUGAUCUUGAGGAACAUGAGAGACGAUUCACGAAACUGUUGAAACAGCUGGCAGCUGCAAACCUUACGAUUGAACCUAAAAAGUGUCAAUUCUUGAAAAAAGAAGCGAAAGUGCUCGGUCACAUCGCAGGCAAUGGACAAAUAAUGACUGAACUCAAGAAACUUGAAGUGGAUAGAAACUAUCCUCAACCGAAAAACGUAAAGAAAGUUAAACAAUUUUUAGGAUUCGCAGAUGGACCUGUACUCAUCGCCCCAGAUUUGGAAAAAUCCUUUGUCGUCACAACGGACGCAUUAGAUUACGCGAUCGGAGCGAUUCUCAGUCAGGGAGAAAUCGGAAAAGAUAGACCGUGCGAAUACGCGUCUCGCUGUCUUAUAGGAAGCGAACUCCGCUACCCGACCUACGACAAGAAACUAUUGGCAAUUGUAUUUGCAAAAGAGCAAUUUAGACCAUAUUUAUACAGACGCAAGUUUACGGUGGUUACAGACCAUGAGCCACUUAAGCAUUUUUAUUCGUCUAAAAAACCUGAUAUUCAUUUUAACAGACCCAAAGCGGAACUGAGAGGGCAUGAGUUGGAAGUUAUUUACCGCCCGAGUGUAAACAACAGACCACCCGACGCACUAUCACUAAACCCAGUACUACAAGAGGGGGAAGUAAAUUCUGAACAGCCACAGCAAGAGCUAUAUCAGCUUGUGGACGAACAAGAGAAAGAAGAACCAGCUGAUAGUGACGGACCACCGGCGCGCAUAUUUAAAGUACGGGCAACUCGUAAGAAGAGAAUUCAAGGCAAUCCGAAAAAAAUAAAAGUCUAUGACGAUGAAUUUGGCCAUUUACAUCUAGAAGGAGUAAGUGAAAAUGCACAUUAUACAACUCUUAUACAGGCCUCCAGCACGAUAAAUACGGAACAUAAGUCAGGGACAGAGCCACCUAAAGACCAUAGCAGUAGUGAAAGAAGUGAUGAGAAUAAGCAUAAGCCCGAGCUACACGAAAGAGUGGAAAGAGGCAAGCGGGGGAAGGAGAACAAAAGUCAUUUAGAAAAAGAGCUAGGCACUACCGGAAGAGCAGUGGACACAAGUGGUUUUUUGAUAUGGGUUAUUACUAGAGAGUCAAAAGGUAAAUAUGAUUUGCAAUACGAGGGCUCAUAUGAAGUAACAGACACUGAUUAUAUCAACAAAAACGUAAAACUACACAGAGGUGACGAAAUAACAGUAUCCCACGUAGAUAAGAUCAAAAAAGCGUGUAUGGUAAAGGCAUUACCAGAGAAAACAAACAGGGUGAAGCAAACGAAAGAACCUCCUUGA